Branchiostoma floridae (Florida lancelet) is the source of this 5343-nucleotide messenger RNA. Its product is annotated as translocating chain-associated membrane protein 1-like. The record is from RefSeq and is a predicted model, not a curated record. Bases 98 to 1279 code for a protein of 393 amino acids. Gene Ontology annotation, cellular component: endoplasmic reticulum membrane. The transcript has 10 exons. Gene Ontology annotation, biological process: protein insertion into ER membrane; SRP-dependent cotranslational protein targeting to membrane, translocation. Lineage: Eukaryota; Metazoa; Chordata; Leptocardii; Amphioxiformes; Branchiostomatidae.
AUUUCAUGCAUCUGUGGAUAAAUUUCGGCCUCUUCGAGUUUCGUGGCACCGCGAAGGAGUGGGUUUGUGAAGAAGCUGUGGAGAAAACGCCUUCAAGAUGGGGAUGCGGAGAAAAGUCGGCAGCACCAAGAGCCCUAGCGUCUUCAGCCACGAGUUCGUCAUCCAGAAUCAUGCGGACAUCGUGUCUUGCGUCGCCAUGUUCAUGGUGGUGGGCCUGAUGUUUCAGGUGACACAGCAGACUGCAUCCCUGUUCAUCACCAUGCAGCAUAACCACACUGAGGUCUUCAAUGACACAGAGCCGCCCACCGAGGUGACCUACUACACCAACGGUCGCAAGGACUUCUGCAGUGUCUUCUUCUACUUGCUCAUCGCUAUCGUGCUGCAUGCUGUCGUGCAAGAGUACAUCCUGGACAAGGUGAACCGACGUCUGCACCUCUCCAAGGUCAAGCACAGCAAGUUCAACGAGUCCGGCCAGCUGGUCAUCUUCUACGUGGCCUCGGUCAUCUGGGGGGCCAACAUCAUCUUCGAGGAGAACUACAUCACCAACAUCGCCCAGCUGUGGGAGGGUUACCCCCACACUGACAUGCUGUUCCAAACCAAGUUCUUCUACAUCUGCCAGCUGGCAUACUGGGUCCACUGCUUCCCAGAACUCUACUUCCAGAAAGUCAAGAAGGAUGAGAUGCCUGCCCGGGUGCAGUAUGCCUCCCUGUACCUUGUCUUCAUCGGCGCCACCUAUGCUCUCAACCUGACCCGUGUUGGCCUGUGCUGCAUGGUCAUCCACUACUUCAUGGAGGCUCUGUUCCACGUGUCCCGCAUGCUGUACUACAGCGAGAAAAUGGACUUUGCUAAAACUGGUUUCUCCAUCUGGGCCGUGCUGUUCGUGAUCGCCCGUUUCCUGACUGUGACGCUGGCCGUGCUCACCUUCUGGUUUGGACUGGGGCGCGCAGAAAACCAGACCUUCGACCUCGCCACCGGCAACUUCAACACUUUCCUUAUAAGGAUCAACUGCCUGGCAGCCAUCUCCCUGCUGCAGGUGUGGAUGAUGUGGAACUUCCUGAACUUCCAGCUGCGGCGGUACCGGGAGGCCACGGCGGCCAAGCAGAAGGCCAAGCAGCGACAGAAGGAGAGGAGAGAGGCCAAGCUGCAAGCCGCCAAGAAAAGGGGUAGCGAGGCGUCCUCGGAUGAGGGCGGUGACACUGACGUGAGCCUCACCCCCCGCGCCAACAAGGCGGAAAAUGGCGGCCCCCGCACGCGCAACCGUGGCGGCAAGAAGCACUAGGCUGUCGUCAACCUGCAAGCUUUCCCACGUUUGUAGCCGACGCUUCUUAACCUUAACACCCCCUAUACACAAGUGGUAUAGUCCAAGUUACAACACAGUGUAUGUGUUCUUGGACUAUACCAUUUUGGUUCGGGGGAGGCGUUACUGAGGAGAAUGGUGUUAUACACUGAUAUCUCUGUAUAUCCUCAUUCAAAAACUACAUGUAAAAUGUUGGUUUCCCAUUAUUCUGAUCCAUGAUUUUUAUGGUAAAUUCUGCUUUAAAGUUAAGUGGGUGUGCAUUCAUGAACGGAAUAAAAUCAUCCGGUAUAUAAAUUAUAAGAUAAAAUGUUUCGCCCCAUUAAACUCAUCUCUAAACUCGAUUUGUUGAGUUGAAGCAAAAAAAUAUGGUAAAACCAGGCAAGAAAAAGAACACAUGUUGUGCAAGGCACUUACACAAGAGAAACCACCACUGUAAUUAAUACAACAUUGCAUGUACAUAAAAUAAGCAUAUAAUAAGAUAGGUUUACAUAAUCAGGAGUUUAUGUCUUUUGCGAAUUCUUCAGGGGUUUUUUACCCUGUUCAUUACUUCAAGUUGUAAAAACACAGUAGUUUGGAAAUGGUUAAUUAAGUAGACUUACAGUAAACUUUCAAUAUCUUUAAAUGAAGACUUUUAGGAGUACUUCAGGAAGUCAAAGCUGUAUCAUAAUGCUCAUCUUUGUAAUCAAGAUUUUUCGCACUUUGACAUUUCAACUUUGACCUAUGAGCAGCUGACCUCUACUUUAAUGUCAGCCUAUGACCUCCGGAACUUACGCAUUUUGCAAUUGGCAAAAUCUAUAGAUUGACAGUAAGAAAUGAAUAGAGUGUCAGAAAUAAUAAGACAGUGUUGAAAAUAGCACAGUUUUUGCUAUGCAAAACUGUAACUGAGUGUAAAAGUCUAGGAAUUCUAAGACAAUACAUUGUAGGACAAUAAUAUAAGUUACUAGUACAUGAAGAUGUUAUUGACAGUAAAAGGACUUGGAAUGUUGUAAAAAAAAAGUGGCAACACAGAAAUGUUAGCUUCAGAAUUUAAUAGAAAUAUAACAGUUGUCUUGAUGUAACAAAUACAAGAAUGGUUUUCUGAUGUCAGACACAAAUGGCUCCUAUACAAAAAUGCUACUCUAAGCUCUAGCAGAAGCAAUUUCUCAUGGAAAUACAGUAGAAAUGUUGGGAAUAAAACACAGAAGAUAGUUGCAGUUUACUACUUCUCAGAUAGGGGGCGGCGCUGUUGUAUAAUAAGCCAGAAGUGCUUGAAAUGGUAGGCUUAUACAUGUAAUUACAUAGGGACAUACGUUAGGGGGGAUGUCGGUGUAGGUUGCUAUAGUAUCAGUGGUAGGCAUCCAAUACUUAAUAAAUAACAUUUAAAAAUGCAUUGACUUGCACGUACCUAUCAUAUAGGUACGUCUCUAUUUUUGCAAUUUUUCCAAUGAAAGUGAAACCGUAAGUAAACCGUGAAAUGAACCGAACAAAAAAUAAAGUAUUAUUCUAGAAGAAGCCUUGAGGGAUGGUACUUUAAUUGCUCAGAAUAGUUGCACUGUGAUACUAACGGUUGAAAUAUUAUCUGUGUUUCUAAGUUUGCCAUUUUCACUAUCAACGCAAACUUUUUGCACAUGCAAAGAAACAUUACCACUUCCAUUUCACUUUUAUUAGUAUUUAAACAUUAUACAGUGAUCUGUAUCUACAACUUCUAUACCUGCCUUUCAAAGAAAAUGAGCAACUUGUUCAAUGAGCUACUAUCUUUAGUAAAACAUGAUAGCAAAAAAAAAGAUAUUCCAGUGAAUGUAACAAAACUACAGAGAUACAUAAAUCGGCAUGUAGAAUGCUCAUUCUGAACAUAAAUGUUUGAACUCUUAAAAAAUUAUAACUGUGCACUGUUGCAAUUGUAGAAGACCAUCUGGUAAAAUGCUCUGCACUGAUUGGUUGGAUAGAGUGAUGUAAUUAAGUUCAGAUAACCUUGUCAUGCCAGCUGUUUGUCUUCACCGGCAGCCGCAGAGCCCUACCAAGAGAAAAAAGAACAAAAAGUGAAGAAAAAAAGUAUUUUUCCACAGAUGUCUUUGAUGUAUUCAUGUUUAACAAGGUCUUUGUAUCAGGACAAAGAAAGAUACUGAUGAUAGUUGUUUUUUGAUUGGUGACCAGUGCUCAUUGACUGUCGUAUAUGUCAACAGCCAUGUUUGUGGAAUUGUUGUGAAGGAAAAAAAGACUAACUCUACAGGAUUUGAGAAAACUGCUACAAGACGCAAGGUUUUCAUGACAGCUUGUCGUUGCUUCUUGUUGCCAUGGCAACUGUGUAGCUACUCUACAGACCUUCCUUGUAGUGUUUUUUAUCAGGAACUUGUAGCACCAGAGAUGUGUUGUUUUGUAAUUUAACAAAGAUUUAAAUUUUCUGUGUAAAGAUGAGAAGUCGAUGUUUCUUAAGCGUCUUCUCAUGCCAGGCUCAGGUCUUGUACAUUUUAAGCAGCAAGCCUAAAUUACUGUCCUGUUUUCUGCCCUUCUAUUUGAAUUGCUGGUUGCCAGCCAAUCAGUAGCAAGAGUUUCCACAGGCAGUAAUGUGAUUGGCUGCUGAUGGCUUGCCAGCACAGCAAGAAGGGUAGAUUGCAGGCCAAUACACAAGGGCCAUUGAUUGGCAAGUAGUAUGGCAUAAGGAAAGGGUAUGACUAUACUCCUGCGUUCAGUGUGAUGCCGAUAUCAUACACUGACGUACAUGUUCAACAAGUCUUGUUCCAAUGUAACGUUUAAUAGAUGUUUUGUAAAUUGGUCAUAUGAUGGAGACUUUACAGCAGUCAAAACCUCUGCAGAAGUGAAUAGCACUACUUGUUUUACUGUCACAAAAUUCCUAAUCUGUGGUCGCAAUAACUGUUUGGUACUGUGAUUAUAACUAAUGGGAGGAGGGUUGUUAGAAAUGGUGCAUAUUUUUGUCCAAUGUGGUGGAAUAUAUUGAAUUUUGUAAUCUUGCACGUUUUGACAUACCUUCAUUGCUGUAUCUGUCAUCUAUGUAGUAAUUAUUCUAAUGAUGUAUACUAGGAUAGUGUGGAUGAUAUUAAUGAUAUCCAGAUAUGUAUAUUUAGUUGUAUUUGCUGUUGAUUUAGGUAGUGUACAUUGUAUUGGUAUAGAAAUUGUGUACUUAGUUUGUGACUUACUGUAUCUAUGGCGACAGGUCACAUGAUAAUUAUGUAGUACUUAAUUGGCUAUUGCUUAUAUUUGUUCAUCAGUUUCCAUGGUGAUCUUAACCCAGUCUGCUGUAACAGCCCUUCUGAUUGGCCAGAACCAUGUUCUAUGUAUCAAAAAAAUAUUGUCAAGACCAAUCAGGUCACAAAACAGUAUUUUUACAGAUUUGACUCCUGUGUCAAAAAAAUUGCCUUUGCAGAGCAUUGCAUGGUGGUAGACCAUUGUAACGUUACAGUAACUGUUAAAAGAAAGCGCCAUACUUUGCAAAGUGUAUAACAUUGGAAAUUCUCUACUAAGCUACCAGAAAUGUAUGAAAUGUCAUUCUAUGUUUACGAAGUUAAGUAUAAGAAAGUUGGUUUCCUUGCACCAAGCCGCACCACGGUAAAAACGCAUUGAUGGAAGACCGUCUGCAUCAGUUCAAACCUACACAUACCACAGUUGUUUGGGUCUUCUCGUACAAGGAGAGCAAUUAAUCAGUUGGCUUAGAUAAUACAGAUUCAGAUGUACUAUUUGGGAAAGAUAUUUUCCAUAUCUUGAUGACUGUGACAUUAUCUGAUGUCUUUGUUAGAUCCCACCUAAUUGUUCAGUAGUGCCAAAGUGUUGAUACGCAUUUUGUGAAAUCUGUAUGAAUUUUAUAGAAUUAGACUUGAGACGUGCAGAUUGUAAUGAAAUUCAAACAAAUUUUAUGAAAACUGACUAACCCUUAGGUGAAAGCAUUUCAUAUGUUUUCUCAAAAUAUGUUUAAGUAAGAUUCAUGAGAAUUUCAUGAAAUUGGUAUGAAUGCUUUGAUACUGCUGUUCUUCUCUUCCAUCUGUUGCUGGAGCUUGUGUAAGCUGUGAAGGCAAGGAUGAACGUUUGUGUCAAUAAACUUUCUAAGUGAUAAA